Haliotis rufescens (red abalone) is the source of this 3792-nucleotide messenger RNA. RefSeq names its product beta-galactosidase-like. Gene Ontology annotation, biological process: carbohydrate metabolic process. Lineage: Eukaryota; Metazoa; Mollusca; Gastropoda; Lepetellida; Haliotidae. The transcript has 17 exons. The record is from RefSeq and is a predicted model, not a curated record. Gene Ontology annotation, molecular function: beta-galactosidase activity. The coding region runs from base 250 to 2175 and encodes 641 amino acids. Gene Ontology annotation, cellular component: vacuole.
GUUACUUCCCUUAGACAACAAUGGCAACACUCUUAUAGGCACACAUAUAUGUGUUUUUACAACUUGUUCACAAAGGAGGAAAAAUCAAUUGUCACGUAACGGCAUUCAUCGUUUGAUAACUACGACUCAAUUCAGAAGCUAACACGUUGCAUUUGCGUGUAAUUCUGUUCUUGUGUGACAGGGAUACUCGAGGUGUAAUGUGUCGGUCAGACGAGAAGAUCUAAAGUACAUCACCUAUAUAAAAUUAGGAUGCCAAGAUCAUUGACUGCAUCUGUUGUUGUUGCGGGACUGCUGGUGGUUGUAGGGGGGCAGACUAGAAGUUUCACCAUUGACUAUUCGGAAGACACAUUUGUAAAAGAUGGGGAAUCCUUUCGUUACAUCUCCGGUAGCAUCCAUUAUACUCGUGUUCCGAGAGUGCACUGGAAGGACAGGUUGAUGAAGAUCUAUGCUGCCGGACUCAACACCAUUCAAACCUAUGUGCCAUGGAAUCUCCACCAGCGCCAACCGUUCCAGUCGGAUUUCUCCGGGAAUCUGGACUUUGUGUCCUUUGUGAAACUAGCUCAAGAUGUCGGCUUACUGGUCAUUCUGCGUCCAGGCCCCUACACCGAUGCAGGCUGGGACUUUGGCGGGCUGCCAGCCUGGUUGAUGGAGAGUCAGUACGUCAACAGGAAUAUUGUGCUGCGCAGCAACAACACAGAUUACAUAGCGGCUGUGGUGAGGUGGUUUGACGACCUACUGCCCCGAGUCCGCCCCCUGCUCUACAAUAACGGAGGGCCGAUCAUCUCCGUGCAGGUUGAGAAUGAGUAUGGGUCGUACUUCGCCUGCGAUCACGACUACCUCCGGACACUCCGUGACAUAAUGCGGUCACACCUGGGUGAUGACAUCGUCCUCUUCACAACAGAUGGCCCUGGUGCAAGCUUCCUCCGAUGCGGGACACUGGAAGGACUGUACGCUACCAUUGACUUUGGGCUGACAGACUCCCCCGAGAAAAUGUUUGCUGCCCAGCGUCAGUUCCAACCUCACGGGCCUCUGGUGUGUUCUGAGUUCUAUGUGGAGUCCCCCCUAGACUAUUGGGGAUACAACCACUCCAGGCAGUCGCCCCAGCAGGCAGCGGAAAGUCUGGAUCUCUUGCUGGCAUAUGGCGCCAAUAUCAACAUGUAUAUGUUUGAAGGAGGAACCAACUUUGGGUAUUCAAGUGGAAGUUUAUCAGGAAAGGGGAGCAAGGUGAAAGUUGCCACGACGACGUACGACCACGGGGCUCCCAUGUCGGAGGCAGGAGAUCUGGGGGAGAAGUACCACGCGAUACGCAAAGUUGUGUAUAAAUAUGUGAAGCGGCCAGUUGAACCAGUCCCGCCUGACACGGUGAAGUUUGCGUACGGUCAAGUGAGGCUGAAGUUGGUCGGUGAUAUCCUGGAUGUCCUGCCCUCUGUGACCCUGCGACCUGUCAAGUCUGUCUACCCGCUCUGUAUGGAGGAUAUACAUCAGUACUAUGGUUUCACCCUGUACCGCCAUGUCUCGGAGAAGUCCUAUGUCAGCCAAGAAUUGUGGGUUGACGGUGUUCGCGACAGAGGUUACGUCAUCAUCAACAAGGUGAUGCAGGGCAUCCUUGUCAGAGGGGAGACAACCCAUCUCAACAUCAUUCUUCAUAAGGGAGACAACCUUGACAUCCUUGUUGAAAAUCAAGGCAGAAUUUUCUAUGGCAAUGACAUCAAUAAGAAUCAGAAGGGUAUAGUUGGGAAUGUGACUUUGGGAGAGGUAGUGCUCCAACACUGGACGAUGUUCCCGCUCAGUCUGGCCAAUAGUUCUGCCCAUAUCAGAAGCUCAAAACCAAGAUUGCAGGCUGGCAGCGACACCAACAGGACACCUCUGACACCAUCCCUGUACAUGGGCACGUUCACGCUGCCGAGCACACUGUCUCAGCCUCUCGACACCUAUGUCGACAUGAGACCCUGGCACAAGGGACAGCUGUUCAUCAAUGGCAACAACGUGGGUGGCUACUGGCCGACCCUGGGCCCCCAGGUGACUCUAUAUGUCCCCCUGUCCUUCCUCAAGCCCCAUCCUGCUUCCAACACAGUCCUCGCCCUCGAGCUGGAGUCCGCCCCCUGUCCUCACGCCUGCAGCAUUCACUUUGUUGAUCAACCAUUCAUCAACAAGACUGUAAACACCUUUAAUUGAUCAACCAUUCAUCAGCAAGACUGUAAACACCCUUAAUUGAUCAACCAUUAAUCAACAAGACUGUAACUUCCUUCAAUCAACCAUUCAUCAGCAAGACUGUAAACACCUUUAAUCAACCAUUUAUCAACAAGACUGUAAACACCUUUAAUUGAUCAACCAUUCAUCAACAAGACUGUAAGCACCUUUAAUUGAUCAACCAUUAAUCAACAAGACUGUAAACACCUUUAAUCAACCAUUCAUCAACAAGACUGUAAACACCUUUAAUCAACCAUUCAUCAACACGGCUGUAAACACGUUUAAUUGAUCAACCAUUCAUCAACAAGACUGUAAACACCUUUAAUUGAUCAACCAUUCAUCAACAAGACUGUAAGCACCUUUAAUUGAUCAACCAUUAAUCAACAAGACUGUAACUUCCUUCAAUCAACCAUUCAUCAGCAAGACUGUAAACACCUUUAAUCAACCAUUUAUCAACAAGACUGUAAACACCUUUAAUUGAUCAACCAUUCAUCAACAAGACUGUAAGCACCUUUAAUUGAUCAACCAUUCAUCAACAAGACUGUAAACACCUUUAAUCAACCAUUCAUCAACAAGACUGUAAACACCUUUAAUCAACCAUUCAUCAACACGGCUGUAAACACGUUUAAUUGAUCAACCAUUCAUCAACAAGACUGUAAACACCUUUAAUUGAUCAACCAUUCAUCAACAAGACUGUAAGCACCUUUAAUUGAUCAACCAUUCAUCAACAAGACUGUAAACACCUUUAAUCAACCAUUCAUCAACAAGACUGUAAACACCUUUAAUUGAUCAACCAUUCAUCAACAAGACUGUAAGCACCUUUAAUUGAUCAACCAUUCAUCAACAAGACUGUAAACACCUUUAAUCAACCAUUCAUCAACAAGACUGUAAACACCUUUAAUCAACCAUUCAUCAACAAGACUGUAAACACCUUUAAUCAACGAUUCAUAAACAAGACUGUACACACUUUUAAUCAACCAUUCAUCAACAAGACUGUAAACACCUUUAAUUGAUCAACCAUUAAUCAGCAAGACUGUAAAUCCUUUUCCCUUGAUCAACCAUUAAUCAGCAAGACUGUAAAUGUGUUUGCUUGAUCAACCAUUGAAUGGAAUAAUUCAAAACAACAAAAUGAAAUACCAGUCUGCAAAUACUGUAGCCGAAAGCCCAAAUCUAGUAAAAUUAUGUUCUGACUUGUAAGAUCAGCUAAUAAUGGUGUAUCAGAGACCAACAGAGUUAAGGCAGAUAAACCAUUCAUCGCCAUGACUGUAACUCCCUGAUUUAGAUGGGUUCAUGAAUAGAGCUACAGUGAAGUACUUUAUAACAAACAUGCUUAUAACAAACUGACGGAUAUAAUGAACAUACUUUUUGGUCGGAGCCAUUUGCUGUAUGUAUGCUGUAUACCGGUAUAUGCUUAUUAUGAACUACGGUUAUAUUGAACUAAAAUCAGUGGUCCCUUUUAGUUCGUUAUAACCGUAGUUUACUGUAUAUUUGUACUCAUUUCCAUGAUGAAUGGCAACAGAACAGCCUAGCCUAAAAGUGUACUAUAUUCAGAACAACUAUAUACCCUGCGGUUUUAUUUGUGCAAUACAGAGAUUUUAUGUA